Messenger RNA from Arvicanthis niloticus (Nile rat), 2394 nucleotides. NCBI's taxonomy places the organism in Eukaryota, Metazoa, Chordata, Mammalia, Rodentia, Muridae. The record is from RefSeq and is a predicted model, not a curated record.
UAUGUAGAGAACCGUUGCCUGGUCCUAGGACAGACAUGUGAAGCUGGUGCUGCAACACUGUCCGCUGGAAACUAGCUGCCUGAAGCUGUCACCACAUCACCCCACUGUACCUAGAUUGCUAAGGGUAGCAGUUUCCUCUGUAUCCCUCAAGGCCCCAUUCUCGGCAGCAUCAUGUCGCUCGCACACACCGCUGCAGAGUACAUGCUCUCUGAUGCCCUGCUGCCCGACCGCAGGGGCUCUCGGCUCAAAGGACUGCGCCUGGAACUGCCCCUGGAUAAGGUGGUCAAGUUCGUUACCGUGGGUUUCCCCUUGCUGCUGAUGUCUCUGGCUUUCGCCCAGGAGUUCUCAUCAGGGUCUCCCAUCAGCUGCUUCUCUCCCGGCAACUUCAGUGUCAGGCAGGCUGCGUACGUGGACAGCUCGUGCUGGGACUCACUGGCUCACCAUAAGCAGGACGAGGCUGGCCAAUACAAGGUGAAAUCUCUCUGGCCUCACAAGGCUCUCCCCUACUCUCUACUGGCCCUGGCUGUGGCCAUGUAUCUGCCAGUGCUGCUGUGGCAAUAUGCAGCAGUGCCAGCCCUCAGCUCAGACCUGCUGUUCAUCAUCAGUGAGCUGGACAAGUCUUACAACCGUUCCAUCCGCCUGGUGCAGCACAUGUUGAAGAUCCGGCAGAAGAGCUCUGACCCCCAUGUCUUCUGGGAUGAGCUAGAGAAGGCCCGGAAGGAACGGUAUUUUGAAUUCCCCUUGCUAGAGCGGUACCUGGCAUGCAAGCAGCGUUCCCAUUGGCUAGUGGCCACCUACCUCCUGAGGAAUGCCCUCCUUCUGCUCUUCACCUCAGCCACUUACCUGUACCUUGGCCACUUCCAUUUAGAGGUCUUCUUUCAAGAAGAAUUCAGCUGCUCCAUCAAGACAGGGCUACUCCAUGAGGAGACCCAUGUGCCGGAGCUGAUCACAUGCAGACUGACCUCCCUGUCUGUAUUCCAGAUCGUGAGUGUCUCCAGUGCAACAAUAUACACCAUACUGGUCCCAGUGAUCAUAUACAACCUCACACGGCUCUGUCGGUGGGACAAACGUCUACUCUCCAUCUAUGAGAUGCUCCCAGCUUUUGAUCUGCUCAGUAGAAAGAUGCUAGGUUGCCCGAUCAAUGACCUCAACGUGAUCCUUCUUUUCCUCCGAGCUAAUAUCUCUGAGCUCAUCUCUUUUAGCUGGCUGAAUGUCUUAUGUGUGUUGAAGGACACAACCACCCAGAAACACAACAUUGACACCGUGGUAGAUUUUAUGACCUUACUGGCUGGCUUAGAACCCUCAAAACCUAAACACCUCACCCAACAUGCGUAUGACGAGCACCCCUAGUUUAAAAAGAAAAGAAACAGAGAGAGGUAAGUUUUAUAGAAACUAAUUCUCCUUCACAAGCUAUACAGAGUAAAAGACAGAAAAAAUAAUAAUGGUGUCCACAUACAGUUGUUAAGAUUGGAUUCACCUGAAAUAUCCUGUAUUUAUAAGAAGAUAAAAAUCAAUGCAUGAUAAUUCAAUAUGGGGCCCGGAAGUAAGGAGUCAAAGAGCUGAACAUUUCGGUCUAGAGCAUUCUGAGGACAGUAACGCUAAACGAACAAGUCGAAGUGAAGCGCAGACAUCGAACACAGAAAGAUUCUAAAGGCCAUUUAUGGAGGGAAAUUCUCACAAGAUCCACCUACUCGAGAAGUCACGCUUGCCUCCCCACAAUGGGCAGGUAAAGCAAUUCAGUAAGAGGUUAAGUAAGGACACGAGCCCCUGAAACACUUUGAUUUGGCUUGCCCAUCCUGCUUUGUGGACAUCUGCAGCCUUGCCACACACACUCCAUGGCCUGCUAAUGGGACGAGAAAUAAUGAUGACUUUAACUUGGAAUCUGCUCUUGGGACGUAAGGACAGAGGCAAAGGCCAUGAGUUGAAUCUUUAAGAGCCCGAUAUGCUUUUUAUGAUAUAAACUGAGGAUUCUUUUCCACGAGGGCUCAGAUUAUGCACUAUCAAUACCUUCUAAGGUCUUAACGAGUCUAGGUAUGUUCUUAAUAGUCCAAGGGAUGCUAUACCUUCACUGACAGCCAAUCAGUGAAGGCCAGUAGGUUAAGAGGCUUGUUGUGAACCCUGAUGACCUGUUUUCAAUGCCUGGGACCCAAAUGGUGAAAGGAGAGAACUGAUUCUCCAUGUUAGCCUCUGAUCUCCAUUAUAAAAAAAAAAUAAAGUAAACAAGUAAAUAAGUGCUAAGCAAGAUGAACAUGAAAGUCCUAUCAAUACACUUCUGUACACUCUCCACUCACUGCUUCUUCCCUGCAUCUAAUUGUCAAAGCUUUGCUCUGGUUCAAAAGACAGCACUCCACCCCUGGUGCCACAAUUACCCUUAAUAAAUAUUUUUAAACUGUA